Messenger RNA from Xiphias gladius (swordfish), 4280 nucleotides. It is a transcript of the gene irf2bp1, whose product is annotated as interferon regulatory factor 2 binding protein 1. The transcript is spliced from 3 exons. The record is from RefSeq and is a predicted model, not a curated record. Gene Ontology annotation, molecular function: transcription corepressor activity. Lineage: Eukaryota; Metazoa; Chordata; Actinopteri; Istiophoriformes; Xiphiidae. Bases 23 to 1348 code for a protein of 441 amino acids. Gene Ontology annotation, cellular component: nucleus. Gene Ontology annotation, biological process: regulation of transcription by RNA polymerase II.
CAGGUUAGCUACCUCGCCAGCCAUGUCGUCCCCCUCCUCCUCCUCCAGGCGCCAGUGGUGCUACCUGUGCGACCUGCCAAAGAUGCCAUGGACUGUGGUGUGGGACUUCAGCGAGGUGGUUUGCCGUGGCUGUGUGAACUACGAGGGAGCAAAUCAGAUUGAAUUCCUCAUAGCGAGCGCCCGGCAGCUGAAACGGACUCACGGGAUGCAGGACGGCAACGUCAGGUCACCUGGUCCCUCGCCCAAUAAACACGGCACAUCUGGCAGAGGAGAGGCAGCGGCAGACGGAGGGAGGCCGCACACCGACCGCUUCGACAGGGGAGGGAGAGGAGAAAGCACCGGGUCAGCUGUUCGCGUGCCGCCCAACGGGCUGCACCGUGACGGGCAGACGCCUCAAGAAGUGAACCGUCAGAGCCCCAGCGGCAGCCGGAGACCCAUGCUAGGCGCUGCAAUCCCUCCGAGUCUAGUAACUCAGAGUAUCGCAGGGAUUCCCCAUGGGCUGCUCACGGGCAUGCCGGCGGGUCUCACCGCUAGGACAGCCCCCAUGAGUAGCCCCAUGAUCUUCCCUGCCCCGGUGCUGGCCGAGAUGAGCCGCAGGCAGCUGGGCAUAGGAAUGGGGAUAGCCCCUUUUAUCACUCCGGAGCUGGAGCGAGAGCUCAGUUCGUCUCAGAACCAGCCCAAGACACAGACGCAGGUCCACACUGCUGUGGCUGGCAGCAGCGCCAGCAAAAGUACCGGCCUCCCUUCUUCGUCCUCCUCAAUGGCGGGAGGUGUGAGCCAGACGAGCCCCAAGCCUGCCUCAUCCCCAGCCAGGCAGCCACGCCCCCUAGCCGCGAGGUCCGGAGGGGAGCCACUGGGAUCCAGCACCUCAGCAGAGGCGGCCACCACAGCUGCAGCGUUACCCCACAGUGGUGCCUCUGAGCUGGGAUCAGCGUCCACCAGCAACACCCAUUCAACUGGAAACACUCUGUCCUGUACCUUGUGUCACGAGAGGCUGGAAGACACACACUUUGUUCAGUGUCCAUCAGUGCCAGGACAUAGGUUCUGCUUCCCCUGCACCAGGGUGUACAUCCAGAGCCGACGGGGAGAUGGGGAGGUGUACUGCCCCAGCGGAGAGCGCUGUCCAUUGGAUAACUCUCCAAACAGUCCCCCUUGGGCCUUCAUGCAGGGAGAGGUAUCCACCAUACUGGGCACUGCUGGAGCGGGAGCAGGAGCUGCAUCAGCUGCUGCAUCUGUUGCCGGGUCGGGGCCAGGAGCCGCAGCUGCGUCCGGAGCCGGGAGUGGUGCUGCCAGUGGAGCCGGAUCUGGGAGUGGAGAUGUCACUGUCAAGAAGGAGAGAGAGACGUGAUGGUGAUUUCCAUGGAAACCAAGACCCAACACAGCAACAGAGUUGUAUCACAUACCAAAAGGAGAUGUCUGCACUGGACAAAUGAGAGAUCCAGAAGAGAGGCAACACAGUGACCCACAGUCCAGAAAACCUCCCAGCGUACAGGUCUUAACUCCACCUACCCACACUACCCAGUUUUAUCAACAUUAUCAGAUCUUGUCAGAUAUCUGACCAAAGUUGCAAAGACUGCCUUCGCAAAUUGUCAUUAAUAAUUUUAAUUUUUUCUAAAAGUUGACUUUUAACCUAAAUCAUACAGUUCUGAUGUAAUUAGAAUGUGAAAUCACAUCUUAUUAAUCACUUCAAAUUUCCCAGUGCAUCCUCUGCAUUGCGAGUUUACACUCACCAACUCUGGAAAUUAAUCCUAUGUCAAAGUCUCAACUCAGCUAACAGCAGAGAUCUUGGCGAAAUAACGCCAUAACUUUAUCAAGACAGCGAAUGUUAUUACCAAGCAUAUACAUUUAAAUGGCCAUCAUGAUGUACUGUUGGAAUCAGGUAUUCAGGACCAGCCAACAGCUGAACAGUGGCUACUUAUGUAGAGUUAGUAGUAGUUGUGCCAGUUGAAACAACUGCUCCUGCCUACAUUAGCACUGGCUGCUAGCUACUGUUAGCAGCCGGAAAUAAACGGACUGAAGAAACACAUAGACAACAGCAGUUUUCAACAAGAUUGUCUCACUUUUCCACAAACAAAAUCUUACACCAGUAGAAUCAUUUUGAAGAUUCUGCAAUCGCAUUAAAAAAUCUUGAGCGUUCACUUUAAGAAGCAACCAUUGCAAAUAGGACUACAAGUGCGCUGACCACUGAAAUGUCUCAAUUUCUCUCUCUGGCCACCGGUGUAUUAAUCUAUGAUUGGCAUUGGUUUCAUUUGCUAAAGGUAGCUAGCAUAACUGCUGAUGGUAGCUUGUUAGGUGACCUAACAUAGGGAUGUUUACGGUUUCAUAUUACCUUUUUCAAACUCACAGAAAGUAGCCAUGGUCCAGUGUUUAUUGUAACAGUACACUCAAUAUAUUGUUUGCAUGAGAAAGCACAAAAGCUUGCUUCAACAGUUCCACCUCAAACACUGAAAUGCAGCAGCUACAGUUAUAACAUAUCUUUUCCUUGUUGAUGAACAAACUGUUGACUGUCAACUUGAAGCAGGUGGUCAGUAAAAUACAGGCUGUUCUGAGUCGAAGCAAGAUGGAAAUUAACUGUCUCAGACAAAAAUGCCAUUUUCUCUGCCAAUGCUUGGUCUAAAAUUAAAUAAUUGUUCUUCCAUAAAUACAACUUACAUUAACAAAUGAAAUGAAACUAACCAUUAUGACGACAAAGUGUAUCCUUAAAUUUGAAAUACAGGUUUAUUGUUUUUUUAAUUGUUGUAGGACUUAAUCCAUGUCCUGGCGCACAAUCAGAAAUUUUUUUUUUUUCUCCAAACAAAUGGAAAAACUUUCCACUAAAACACCCAAACAUGCAAACCUAUAUGAUAUGUGGACAGAAUGCCAGUAGUGACAUUUCUCUGUACAUCUGUGCAAUUGUUUUUAAAUGAAGCUGACUUUGACCUAGAGAAAGGAGAAUGUUUGCUGUGUAGAAACAACCAGCUACAGAGACUCUGUUUGACUGUAUUUAAAUGUUGCUUUCAUAUCCAGCCCAGCCUACGCUUUUACCCUGAAUGUAUAUGAAAAGAUAUCUAUUGAUAGACCUAGGACUAUAUUUUAUACUAGAAUGUUAAAUGUUAUAUACUGUAUAGACCUAUAACAGUAUGUAUGUGCAAUCCUUAGUCAUAGUAUAUGCAACAGUUUGGAAUAUGUAAUUAAAAACGAUUGCAUAUCUUUUUCUUAAACCGUUUGUUUUUUAAAGUGAGAACCCACCUAAAAGCAGAACAGUUGAUCUUUAAUCCUGAAAGGAUUAAUAUCGUAUAUGAAUGAGUUUCUCCCAAAACUACAAACAAGACAACUACGUAUCACGUGGCGCUUCCAGUACUUAAUUUUCGGUUUCAAAUCAUCAGCAUUGCAAUUAAAUUCAUCGUAUCUUGAUUUAAACAAACAACCACACAAGUCUGGUGAGUUUGCUUUUCAUUCAUAGUCAGUGGAACAAAUGUGGAUGAUCAUGCAUCAGUACAUCUAAACCUGUUUGUCCCAUUUUUCAGACUUAAUUUGAUAGUUAGAUAAACAUCUUAAGGGAUUUAAUAUUCCUAAAUUGAACAAUCCAAUAGUUUAAUACUCGCACGUUAAAACUGAUUAGUUUUUUGGUGGAUUCUCUCUUUAUGUGCAGUAUGUACUAGUCAGUACAGAAGCACAGACAAACCAAAGGUUAUUUUAUGUCCAAACUGAUGCUUCUGGAUGUAAAUGUUUUAUGGAAAAAUAUAUUGCUAUAUUUCUGGCCAGGUCUUAACCGGUUUUCUUCAUCAAGCCGUUGCAGUUUACGGGCCCGUGUGGUCUACUGUACUUAUGGGAUUUUAUAUAUAAAAGUCUAUAGUAUUCAGCAGAUAAGUAUGUAGGCCUUCUAUAUUGAGAGAGUAUCCCACAGAUCAGGUCUGUUGUAGAGAAAUGUCUUUGAAGUGGAAUUUAAGUUUAAUAUGCACUGAUACAUCAUGCAAUCCCUUGUUAAGUGCCUUUUUAAAAUGUUUACCGUCUGUUUGUGUGUCUGGGAACCUCAGGGGAAGCAGGAGUGCAAUGGCUUUUUUAUUAUCUAGUCAAUAAUUAACCUGAAUCUGUUUCCCUUCAAUCGCCAUCGGACGGCUUCUUUCUUUUAUCUGAACCCUUUGUAAAGUCAGUAGACCAUUCAUUGUUUGGACAUGGUCUCUCCUUGCCUCUCUCUAUGUUAAGUUUCUUUUCAUUUACGUGUUAUUUUUAGAUCUGUUGGUUUUACCGCAGCUUCAUGUACAAAAUAGAAACCACGAAUAAAUGGGAUGGAAACUUGU